AUGGAAGAACGACGAGUGGCUUCCUUCAACAUCGACGUCUUCGCUGACAAGGCCAACGCCAAAGACGUCGUCACCGGCAUUCUUCAUACCAUCUUUUGGUAUCGCAUCUUCGCCAACCUCGAGCCCACCACUCACGAUGUGCUCGACGUUUCCAUACCUUGGAUCCAAGACGUCGACUUGCAAACGCUGAUCGAACAGCGUGUUGAUCAGUUCGUCCGCCAGGUCGACGCCGACUCCAACGACCAGAACCAGAACACUCGUGGUCAGAUUGUCGUGCAGUUCAGCGAGCGAGAACGCAGACGAAAGAAGGGCUGGUUUGGAGCAAAGGAUGAAGACCUGGUCUGGGAAACCUGGACGCUGAACAUUGCUCUGGCUUCUCCACGCACUCAUCAAGGUUGGCUGCCUCGCUUGGACGACUUAUGCAAGACUGACAUCUGCCUGUANGAAGCGACCACCUCCCGAAAAGCGAUAGAGAAGUCACUCAACAAUGCCGUCAUGAAGAUCACCGAUAUCGUACUACAGAACAAAGACCACGUCCCGCCCAUCACCACCCAAGACACCAACACUUUCCCAUACCACGUCCUAGUCAACCCCAAGAAUGACGGCUGGGGCCAGCGUAUGGGUAUCUUCUAG
Aureobasidium uvarum is the source of this 633-nucleotide messenger RNA. The record is from the annotation of a GenBank genome assembly. Lineage: Eukaryota; Fungi; Ascomycota; Dothideomycetes; Dothideales; Saccotheciaceae.